Paramecium sonneborni is the source of this 1736-nucleotide messenger RNA. NCBI's taxonomy places the organism in Eukaryota, Ciliophora, Oligohymenophorea, Peniculida, Parameciidae. The record is from the annotation of a GenBank genome assembly.
AAUCUAUAAAAAUAGUGUUAAACAAAAUGAAAGUUAAUGAUAGUGUUGAAAAUUAUGUAAAUAAAAACACCCUAGAUUCUGAGUAAGUAAAACCAGAAUAAGAAGGACAUUAAGAAAAGUCUUCUCUUAAAUAUAUGGUUUUAAUCUUAGCAUGCCUCUUAAUGUUUGGAAAUAAUUACUCUUUUGAUAAUCCUCAAGCUCUUUAGAGAUAAUUAACAGAAGAUUUAAAUAUUAGCAUUUCAAAAUAUAAUCUCUUGUAUACAGCAUUUUCAUUUCCAAACAUAUUCUUAACUCUAAUAGGAGGAGUAAUAAUUGAUGUAUUAGGUAAAUAAAUGAUAUUUAUAUAAGGUAUAAGAGUGGCUAUAUUGGGAUUCAGUGCAAUAGUAGUGAUAGCUUAGACUAUAAUAGCAUUUGGAGGUUUAUUUAAAAGUUUCUGGAUAAUGUUAGCAGGAAGAGUUCUUUUUGGAAGUGCUUCUGAAAGUCUUUUAAUUGCUUAAACAGCUAUGAUAGGAAAAUGGUUUAGAGGAAAAGAAUUAUCAACAGCUAUUGGAUAUAUUAUGACAAUGCCUGAAAUAGCAUCAGCAGCAAAUUCAUUUGUUACUCCAACUAUUUAUGAUCAUUUUAAUGGCUUAACUUAUCCAUUAUUUUUUAGUGUAUUUUUAUGCUUUCUCUCAUUCAUUUGUGGAGUUCUUUUAUGUAUUUUAGAUAAAAAAAAUGAUAGGAAGUAAAAAGGUAAACAUAUAUCAAUUAAAUAAAUAGAAUUAUUGUUUGUUUACAAGGAUAAUGUAAGUGAAAAAAGUGAAUAAAUUGAAAAAGUAUCUUUCAAAGAUAUAAAAAGUCUUAAUGGUACAUUUUGGAUUCUCAUUUUGAUAUGUACUAUUGCGAUGGGAUCAUAUGUUCCUUUUUUAGAUGAUGCUAAUGAUUUUCUAUAAGAAAAGUUUGAAUUUAGUUAUAUUCAAUCUGGAAGAAUAUUAACCUUAACAUAUCUAGCAGCUGGUAUUAAUGUAAUAUAUAUAGCUAUCACUAGUCCAUUUUUAGGGCCAUAUGUAGAUAAAGUUGGCAAAAGACGAUUAUUCAUAUUAGUCACAUGUAUCUUUUUUUCAUUUACACAUUUCCUAUUUGGAUAUAUGAAAUAAGGUUAUCAUGAUUAACCUAAUUGGUUUUCAAUAAUUCCUUUAAUAACAUUGGGAAUGUCAUAUUCUCUCUAUUGUUGUGUUUUAAUACCAUCUGUUUAAUAUGUGGUAUAAUAAAGAGUUAUUGGAACUGCAUUUGGAAUCUUAGGAAUGUUUACUAGUACUUCAAUGGCAUUAUUUCCAAUUCUAGCUGGAUAUAUUGUAGAAAAAGCAACUAAUAAACAAGAAGGAUAUUCAACUGUUGGAUUUUUUUAUAGUGGAGUUUCAGUAUUUGGUAUCAUAUUCACUAUUUCACUUUAUUUUUUUGAUAAAUAAAGUUCCAUUAUUUUAGAUUUUGUUAAUCCUGAAAAUCCAUCUUAAGAAGAAUAAACUAUUUUGAAAAAUAUUAAAUAAUAAAAUAAUGAAUAGUUGGGAGUUUUUGAAGAUAUAGAUGAUGAUCUUUUAAAAAUGGAAGGAGAAGAAAAUGAUGAAGAAGAAUUUCCAAAAGAUGAAGCAUUUUGGGAAAAAAAUCAAAGAUUUCUUGUAUCAAGUAAAGGAUUUUCAACACCCAAAUUAGCAGCUAAUAAAGCAGUCUAAGAAAGAACAGGAUCUUUAUAUUAUUGA